UAAUAUAUAUAAGCCAGCGGUCUCUUCACGUGUGCCUGUUGUGAAAAUGGUACAGACGAUAUUUCUCAGAAAUGGUACUUGUGUACAAAAAAUUUACACUGUACAUCACAGAAUGGGAAUUUGCCGUGCUUUGGCAUCUAAUAGAUCUUCUAGUAGUGGGGGAUGUUUGAUACCCACAUCAAACUUCCACACAGGCUUUUAUUACAAGAAAAAGAGAUGGGCAGUUGAUGCUCCAUGCAUUGGUGUGGGUGGACUGCGAGCACCCCGUACCCCACUUACAAUGACUUACCAUCAUAACAGCUCAUAUGCAAGUGUAUUUAAGAAGAUGUUUUAUGUUAAUGCUGAAUCUGCACCUAAUGAAGCUACCAUUACCUCUUCUCCGGAACAAGAGGAAAUUAGCAGUACCACACUUCCAUCACCAAGCCUGCCUGAUAGUGCACAAGUUGUCACAAGUGACAUUGCCAACCCAGGAGCUCAGUCUGUUUAUGAUUCAGUUCAGUAUAUUCCUGUCCCUCCAACACCACCAGAAAUGAUUGGUCCAGCACUUAAUGCUCUUGGUGAGCCUACAUUCCAGAGUAUUGGCAUAGGGGGCUGGACACCAGUUGGAAUGAUACAACAUAGUCUUGAAUUCUUGCAUGUGUCCAUGGACCUUCCUUGGUGGGCUGCAAUUAGUGUAGCCACAGUUUGCAUUCGGACAAUGAUUUUCCCCCUGGUUUUGAUAGCUCAGCGAAAUGCUGCUAAGAUGAAUAAUAAUUUACCUCAGUUACAAGUCCUACAAAUGAAAAUGACUGAAGCAAGAAACUCUGGGAACCAGUUAGAAGCUGCAAGACUUGGCCAAGAAAUGGUGACUUUCAUGAAGGAGAAGGAUAUAAGCCCAAUGAAGAAUGUUGUUGUACCUCUGGCACAGGCUCCUAUCUUCAUAUCAAUGUUCAUGGGUCUAAGAGGAAUGGCUAAUCUUCCUGUCGAAAGCAUGCAGGUUGGAGGGCUCGCAUGGUUUACAGACCUAACAAUCGGUGAUCCAUACUAUUUGUUACCUAUUGUUACCUCUCUUACAAUGAUGGCCACUAUUGAGCUUGGCACUGAUGGAGCAAGAUUGAAUGCUCAGAACAUGAAUGCAAUGAAGUGGGUGUUACGGGGGAUGCCAGUGAUCAUCUUUCCCUUUACUCUUCAGUUCCCAGCAGCUGUGUUGUGUUAUUGGGUGGCAACCAACUUAUUUUCACUGGUGCAAGUGGGAUUUCUGAAGAUACCUGCUGUUCGAGGUUUCUUCAAUGUUGAAAAACUAGUUAAUCAUAAACCAGAAUCUUUACCACAGAAGAAAAAAGGAGUGGUAGCAAGUUUCAAAGAAUCUUGGAAUAACAUGCAGAUUUCCAAAGAACUUGAAGAACGUCAGAGGUAUGAUGAAAUGCGGUUUACGAAGGCUGGCACAGGACCUGUUCUGCGAACGUACAAACAUGAUCCAACAAGAAGGAACACGAUUAGUGUCAAGGCUAAAAUCAAGGGAAAAUAAAUCAUAGCUUCCCUUUUUGCUUUGUCAUUUUGCUUACUUUUUGUUAUUUCAAAGAAACUAAAUGAAUAAUAACUAUUUAGUAGUGUUUUCUUGAUAUUUAAAUAUCUCCUAAUCAGUGAAGGGAUCAAGCUUCAUGAGAUAUGCCAAGGAGAUGGAGAGAAAUAAAGGGCAUGUCAGUCAAAUUGUAAAUAAAUGUAAUAUUACAGAAUAGCUGUUUUUUGUGCAGUCCAGAAUAAAAACAUUUACGAUG
Messenger RNA from Penaeus chinensis, 1757 nucleotides. It is a transcript of the gene OXA1L, whose product is annotated as mitochondrial inner membrane protein OXA1L-like. Gene Ontology annotation, biological process: mitochondrial respiratory chain complex IV assembly; protein insertion into mitochondrial inner membrane from matrix. Bases 47 to 1507 code for a protein of 486 amino acids. Gene Ontology annotation, cellular component: mitochondrial inner membrane. The transcript has 10 exons. Gene Ontology annotation, molecular function: membrane insertase activity. Lineage: Eukaryota; Metazoa; Arthropoda; Malacostraca; Decapoda; Penaeidae. The record is from RefSeq and is a predicted model, not a curated record.